Messenger RNA from Owenia fusiformis, 305 nucleotides. The record is from the annotation of a GenBank genome assembly. NCBI's taxonomy places the organism in Eukaryota, Metazoa, Annelida, Polychaeta, Sabellida, Oweniidae.
CCAAGUGGGAAUGCAGUGUUACAACAUCGUGCUUCGGCUGUCAGUGGAGCCUAUGACCAGUUACAAAUGGAAGAACAGGUCACGUGGGAACCGAUAGGGGACUUCCAAAGAGAAGCAUCUGGUGGGUCGUUUAAGGUAGAAAACUCUGCCAAUAAAGAAGAAUAUCCCCCCGGUAGAGUGGACGAUUUAUCAGUUGAAAGUAUGUCACCAGAAAACAGGACCGUGACCUUGACCUGGACAGCGCCUGGUCAAAAUGCGUUCUCUGGAAUAGUGGAUGGAUUUGAAAUAUUCGUGCAUCACAAAAU